CGCACAGCGCUGUGCCCCGCGACCCGAAGAGACUACAAACUCCAGAGCAACCUGCGGCCUCUCGCGCAGACGUCCGUAGUUGGAAAAUAGGAGGAGUAUCCCCCGACCCACCCGGAGGAGGGACGUGGCUGUCCGUGCGCCUCCCAUCUGCCGCUGAGGGUCGAGCCUGGGGUCUUGCCCCGCGGACCUUUGGGAAGACCCGGCCCUAACGCAAGGAUGAACUUGGAGCGGGUAUCCAACGAGGAGAAGCUGAACCUGUGCCGGAAGUACUACCUCGGAGGCUUCGCUUUCCUGCCUUUUCUCUGGUUGGUCAACAUUUUCUGGUUCUUCCGAGAGGCCUUCCUUGCCCCGGCCUACACGGAGCAGAGCCAGAUCAAAGGCUAUGUCUGGCGCUCGGCGGUGGGCUUCCUGUUCUGGGUGAUUGUACUCACCACCUGGAUCACCAUCUUCCAAAUCUAUCGGCCCCGCUGGGGCGCCCUUGGGGACUACCUCUCCUUCACCAUACCUCUGGGCACCCCUUGACGGCCUGUGCACAGGCCCGGGACCUGUUUCCUCCGCAGGAUGGGCUCGAAGCACGUCUCAAGCCCCAAAACUUGCUUCUGUCCUGACACCGCCCCCAAUAAAAGACCCUAACCUACCACAUUGACUCCCUGGGGUCUUCUGGAGGUUGAAGCACAAAGUGGUUAUGAAUAUUUGACAACAUGUAUUGAGUGCAUAUUUUGUAGCAGCCUUGGUACUUUGUACGUUGUGUGUGUGUGUGUGUGUGUUGCAUUGAAUACCACUCAAAGGAACUUUCUCUAUUCUGAAACAUUAGCUCUCAGAAAUAGGAAGUUUCCUGCCCAGGAAACCUGUUUUGCAGCUAAGGAGCCAAGAAAGGAACCCUGCUUGCAUUUCUGGGGUCUCCAGCCCUGAGCUCGUGGCUGUGCUGUUGGAAGCCUGAGUUUGUCUCUCCGGGCCUCCGUGUCAUCAGGGUGCAGAGCAGAUCACGAUGCUGCUCUCUGAGGUUUCUCUGGGCUGGGACGUGUGUGUGGUACAUGAAGUUCAUUCCCUGAGGGAGCGUUGUCUCCAGCAGUAGAAAUAUUCCAGAGCAUUUGCGACCAUCCUAUUUAAAAAUGUCAGCCCCUGAAGCCUGUGCCGUGGCGUAGCAGGUAAAGCCGCUGCCUGCAACGCCGGCAUCCGAUAUGGGCGCUGGUUCUCGUCCCGGCUGCUCCACUUCCUAUCCAGCUCUCUGCUAUGGCCUGGGAAAGCAGCAGAAGAUGGCCCAAGUGCUUGAGCCUCUGCUUCCACGUGGAAGACUCAGAAGAAGCUCCAGGUUUCUGAUUGGCCCAGCUCCAGCCAUUGCGGCCAUUUGGAAAGUGAACCAGCAGUUGGAAGUCUGUCUGUCUCUCUCUCCCUCUCUCCCUCCCCCCUGCCCCGCCUCUGCCUCUGCCUCUCUGUAACUUUGCCUUUCAAAUAAAUAGUAAAAUAACUCUUUAAAAACAAA
Lepus europaeus (European hare) is the source of this 1483-nucleotide messenger RNA. RefSeq names its product presenilin enhancer, gamma-secretase subunit (gene PSENEN). Lineage: Eukaryota; Metazoa; Chordata; Mammalia; Lagomorpha; Leporidae. Gene Ontology annotation, cellular component: gamma-secretase complex. The transcript has 4 exons. Gene Ontology annotation, biological process: Notch receptor processing. The coding region runs from base 217 to 522 and encodes 101 amino acids. The record is from RefSeq and is a predicted model, not a curated record.